GUGAAAAAUGAAAGUUGCUAUCGUUGGACAUUCUUUCGUGCGAAGAUUGGAAGAAUUUUCACGAGAUAUUAAAGAACCUGUGCAUCCAGAACAUGAAAUAUCAUUCCACGGGAAAGGUGGCUCCAAGUUGGAUAAUAUUUUUGGAUUGAUAAAUGAACUACCAAAGGAAACUAAACUGGUCUUUAUACAGAGUGGUGGGAAUGACCUGAGUCCACAUACUAGCGCCAAUGAUGUCGCUAAAAAAAUGCUGAAAGUUGCAGAAAGAAUUAUUCAAGUUCGCGAGAUUCCAGUAAUCGUCGGAACUGUUUUUAUUCGUCCAAACCCGCGAUAUCAAACUCCGGAAGAUUAUGAUAAAAUGCGAAUAAAAAUCAACAAGGAAUUUCGAGGCAUGGUUCAACAUAAACGUAAAAUUGUUGUUGGAUGUCACGAAAAGUUUUUUCGUAAACUACGUUGCUCGUAUAUGCUAGAAGAUGGCGUCCACUUAAAUCCUGUAGGUCAAAAGGCAUUUAUGUUUUUUAUUAGAAAGAAAAUUAAUGGUGCUUUACAGAAAUUCUAUAAUCUACAUGGUCCACAUUUUAAAAUUAGGCCAUCCCAAGUUUCCAAAAAUAAGAAAGAGCUCAUGAAGCUGCAAGGAUCUUAUACAUCCCCUGGAACUAACAAACGAAGGAGGCAUGUUUAAGGAUCUGGAAACUGUUUCAAAGUAUACUACCUCUUAAAAAAGACAUAAACUUUAAAGUCAAAAACUUGGUCAAUGAGAGUAUAUAUUCAUCAGUAAGACUUACCAGGUACCAUGACUAAAGAAUAGAAUCUCUAUAUAAGAUGAUAUAUCUAUUAAACUAAAUAAUUAUUGAAAUACACUUCUUAGCAUGUUUCAAAAUUACUUAGUUUAAUGGAUUAUUACUUAGUUUUAUAGAUUUAUUAGAUUAUAUAGAUAUUCUAUUCUCUAGACAUGGUACGUGGUAAAUCCAACUGAUGAAUAUAUACUCUUAUUGACCAAGUUUGAAACUAUCAAUUUUAUGUCCAUUCUAAGAGGUAGUGUACCUUUAAGAAUAUGCUUAAGGAAAUGUCCAACAGCUUUAGAUGGUGCACUUAUUUUCACUGAUUCCACUGAUCAAAAGAUUAGGAAACUUACUAUUUUAGUCUGUUUAAAAGAUUUAAAAAUCUUCAGUUAUAAAUUUAUUUAUUGAUAUUGAGACGUAAUGAAAUGUUUAUUUUUUCUUGUUUACGAUUACAAAUUUG
This is a messenger RNA of Lottia gigantea (owl limpet), 1239 nucleotides long. RefSeq lists its product as hypothetical. The coding region runs from base 8 to 679 and encodes 223 amino acids. The record is from RefSeq and is a predicted model, not a curated record. The transcript has 2 exons. NCBI's taxonomy places the organism in Eukaryota, Metazoa, Mollusca, Gastropoda, Lottiidae.